Cygnus atratus (black swan) is the source of this 1368-nucleotide messenger RNA. RefSeq names its product F-box protein 39 (gene FBXO39). The record is from RefSeq and is a predicted model, not a curated record. Bases 47 to 1267 code for a protein of 406 amino acids. Gene Ontology annotation, molecular function: protein binding. The transcript is spliced from 3 exons. Lineage: Eukaryota; Metazoa; Chordata; Aves; Anseriformes; Anatidae.
AAGCUUGGUUCAAUACUCAGAGGAGACGUGAAAAAUUGUCUCCUCAAUGGAGGAUGACAGUGACCCUGAGCAGAGCUCCUGGGCUGAUCUACCUGAUGUCUGUCUGAGACAUGUCUUCCACUGGUUAGAUGACAAGGAUAGAUCUCGGGCUGCCUUGGUCUGUAAAAAAUGGAGUCAGGCCCUGUACUCAGGAUCCCUCUGGAGAACCAGAACCAUCACAUUCAGUGGUCAGCCAUCAAGGGCACACAUGUUUGAAUUUAAAACUGCACUGUGGUAUGUCAAGAAAUUUGGCAAGUAUUUGGAGCACCUUGAAAUCAAGUUACUGUAUCCUUACAAUACUGUCAUUACUCGAAAAUUUCAAGCAACUAUGAGAGGUCUUCUUUCACACUUGGGUAAAUGUAACAGUCGCCUCAUAUCCUUGAGCAUCAAGAACCUGGAAUUAGACCGCUUGGUCUGGAAAAACAUGGUCAGGGCUCAGUUUAUCAAGAACUUAGGUACCUUCCUGAAAAGAAUGAGCAAACAGCUUGAUUAUCUCAACUUAAAAGGAGCAAGAGUAACCUUGGAAGAAGGCUGUGGGCUUCUGAAUUCUCUGAGCUGCUUGACUAAUAAAAGCUUUAUAUCAGAAAUCAAUAUUGAGGAUUUCUUCAGUCUUCACCUUCCUGUCUACAGCAGCACGUUGUUCCACCAAACCAUGUCCAAGUUCCACAGCCUGGUUAUCCUGACUUUUAAUUAUAAUUGCAUCUCUGAUGAACUGCUGGACAUCCUGCGGGAGCACAGCGCUCAUUCCCUGUGCACCUUGAAUAUCAAAUGUCAUAUCCAUGACCCUCAUGGGCAAGUGGUCUGGGGAAUGUCAUGGGCCAACUUGGCCAAGAGAGCCCCAAAACUGAACGUCAACUUCUUCUUUGAAAGAGUUAUGAACCAUGAUCACCUAGCCAGGAUCCUGCUAGUGGAAAUCCCAGUCAGGAGCAUCAGUUUACGGAGCUGCUAUUUCAGUGAUGCAGACUGGAUGAUGAGACCUACCCUCACCAACCUCCUCCCAGCCUACUGGCAUGUGCUGCAGAAAUUAACACUUGAAGUAAACAAUGACCAUGAGGUGCUGGAUGAUGAGCUGCUACAGCUCGUCUUAUCAUGCAGGAGGUUGUUUUUUCUGAAAGUCUGGGCAUUUCUUAGUGUCACCUUUAUGGAGAGGCUGCUACAUAAUCGUGCAGAAAGGAAAUGCUUUUUGACUACCAUAAAGCCUCUGACUCUCAGCUAUCAUGCGCUCUGAACUGGAUUUCUGAGACUCUGUACUGGCACACUGCAUCUUGUUUGCGACAUUCCAUUCGGAAGGAUGAAACUUCGGUGGUGCUUGAAACAGUCUGGCCAUUG